This is a messenger RNA of Ornithodoros turicata, 2123 nucleotides long. RefSeq names its product zinc finger protein 664-like. Gene Ontology annotation, biological process: regulation of transcription by RNA polymerase II. The record is from RefSeq and is a predicted model, not a curated record. The coding region runs from base 425 to 1678 and encodes 417 amino acids. Gene Ontology annotation, molecular function: RNA polymerase II cis-regulatory region sequence-specific DNA binding; DNA-binding transcription factor activity, RNA polymerase II-specific. The transcript has 7 exons. Lineage: Eukaryota; Metazoa; Arthropoda; Arachnida; Ixodida; Argasidae.
UCAAACUUGUAAACAAACAUGCUCGGCACAAAGUUUGAACAGUGCACUGGUUUAAAGCUUCAAUGCGGUUCUAGUAGUGGCAAAAUAGCUUCGAGUGUUUACUUUUCACUUCAAGGUAUUUGAAAUGAGUGCACCAGCAUUGUACAGGUACAGGACAACAAAACAGUUUUGUGAAGAACGCAGAACAGGACCUGAAGGAGCAAGACACAGGCCGCAUGCUCGAGUGAGAGAAACAGGGAUUCAUCUACGGAAAAUAGAGAAAGAAGUCCACGCAAUAUUUCUUCAGGAACUUCUUUCCGGCACCUCUUCUGUCUGAACGUAGCUGACCCUCUGACAACGCACUGCGCAUUAAAGAAGAGGCAAGAGAUUCUUGUGACUUCGAGUCAUCACGUGCCAGGCCCUUUGGAAUCACAACUCCAAGAAAAUGCAGUUCUCUCUGGAGUUCCGCAAUCAGCCCGUGAGAGUGCAAUCGGAACCACCUGAUGUUGCAUGCCUGCCACAACAGGGCCAGGUACAUCAACAGCACUGCAGCGAACAUCCUUCAGGAGGUGAUGCUUACGGAGUGACAGCUGGGAUGUGUGACGUUAAAGAGGAACCUCGAGAGGAAUCUUCAAAGGAACAUGCAAUCGUGGAAGUCAAAACGGAGCCUUAUAACGUUGCAGUCUUGACUGGACAGGACCAAAUGGGACACAGCAGUGAUUCAACAUCAGAAGGAGUGACAGCUGGGACAUGUCCUAUUAAGGAAGAACCUCGAGAGGAAUCUUCAAAUGAAGAUCCAAUCAUAGAAGUGAAAACAGAGCCUUACAAUGUUCCAGUCUUGGCGGAAGAGGAACAGAUGUGCUGUGACCCAACAUCAGAAGAGUUCUUCCAGAGCACAGACCUGCAGCAUCACAAGAGGACCCGCACAGGCCAGAAGCCAUACAAGUGUGAUGUCCGCCCUGCAGGGUUCUGCCGGAUCUCGGAUCUACGGGGUCACAAGCGGAGACACACGGGCGAGAAGCCACACAAGUGUGAUGUCUGUCCUGCAGAGUUCUGCUGGAUCUCGGAUCUACAGGAUCACAAGCGGAGGCACACGGGUGAGAAGCCACACAAGUGUGAUGUCUGUCCUGCAGAGUUCUGCCGGAUCUCGCAUCUACGGGAUCACAAGCGGAGGCACACGGGCGAGAAGCCACACAAGUGUGAUGUCUGCCCUGCAGAGUUCUGCCGGAUCUCGGAUCUACGGGAACACAAGCGGAGACACACGGGCGAGAAGCCACACAAGUGUGAUGUCUGCCCUGCAGAGUUCUACCGGCUCUGGAAUCUACGGGAACACAAGUGGACGCACACGGGCGAGAAGCCAUACAAGUGCGACCUCUGUCCUGCAGAGUUCAGCUGGAGCCGGGGCCUACUGCAUCACAAGCGGACACAUAUGAGUGAGAAGCCAUACAAGUGUGAUGUCUGCCCUGCGGAGUUCAGGGACAGUACGCGUCUAAAGGUUCAUAAGCGGACACACACGGGUGAGAAGCCAUACAAGUGCAAUGUCUGUGCUGCAGCGUUCAGCAGUAAUGACUGCCUACAGCAGCACAAGCAGACACACACGGGUGAGAAGCCAUACAAGUGCGAUGUCUGCCUUGCAGAGUUCAGCCAGGCCAGGUACCUUAAGCAUCACAAGCGGACACAUAUGGGUGAGCAGCCAUAGAAGCGCGACCUCAUCCGGCAAAAAUCAGCCACAGCGUCGAGUGACAAGCCAUACAGGAGCAUUCUAUAUGUUCCGCAAACUUCAGGCAGAUCACAAACCUGCCCCUUUGCGAGGGGGCUUUUAUGGGCGUGAAGCCAUACAAUUGCAAUCUCUGUCCUGCAGAGCUCAGCCACUGUACACACACACACACACAAGCCAUAGAACAAGCUGCUAACAGAACAGGAGCUAGUUCAGCCAGUACAUGACUGUGUGGUUUCACAAGUAGCCACGAGGUGCCUGGGAUAGCAACAGUACAAGUGUGGAGACCGUGUACACAAGAAAGAGGCCACCCAAGUGUACGAUACGCGUGUGAUACGCUUAUCAGGAGUUCAUGCACAUGUCAGCAGAUAAGCAUGAACGGAAGAGGGGGCGUGGAUCGCUUUCGGUAGGUUGGCUUUAAAGUGAC